This is a messenger RNA of Durusdinium trenchii, 345 nucleotides long. NCBI's taxonomy places the organism in Eukaryota, Dinophyceae, Suessiales, Symbiodiniaceae. The record is from the annotation of a GenBank genome assembly.
AUGGCUUCCAGGCCGGCCUCCAGAUGCGCCUGUGUGCCUGCAAUCUUCCCAUUUCCAGAGCCCAUCCCGCAUGAAGUGCCCCGGAGGUCCGAACGCAAGCCGCAGAUGAAGAAUGGCUCUGGCCAUAGUGAUGAUCCAGGUGCCUUGAAGCUGCGCGUGCAGAACCCGUCCUUUGUGGCGGAGCAGAAGCGAAGAGCAAAUCGCUGGAUCCAGGAAACUGCACCAACCCCGGUGGCCAACAAUAAGCGGGCACUCUGGCUGGUGCUGAAGAAAGAUCUGGAGGCCAAACGGCAAAGGUACCAAGCUGCUUUCAGGCGCGCAUGCCCUUUGACGUUUGGCUCCUGA